Molecule: messenger RNA, 1074 nt
Organism: Fusarium mangiferae
Lineage: Eukaryota; Fungi; Ascomycota; Sordariomycetes; Hypocreales; Nectriaceae
Exons: 3
Coding region: 1-1074 (357 amino acids)
Source: RefSeq, a predicted model, not a curated record
AUGAAGACCAUCUCAUAUGUGAUCGACCCAGACGGCGAUGUCGAGCUCGUUCUGAGAGAGCCAAAUUCUCACCUGAUCAUCCCCAAAAUCCACUCCGAUGAUUACUCAACUCACACUGAUCUGCCCGAUUCCGACUUCGAUAACCCGCCUGCAACUGGUCGUUACACCAUUUUCGACGAGCUCUACACCAAGCAGACGACCCCUCAUGAUGCUCAGAAGGUUGGAGAGGAUCAUGGGCCGCGGGAAGUCCGUAUGCGCCUCUCGUCGAAGCACCUGUCCUUUGUUUCCAGCACAUUCCGCGAUCUACUACUCGCUUCGAACAAAAAAGAUGAUUUUGCUCAAUGUUCUGUUUUUUUUUCUUCUCCUAUUCGACGUUUUACCAGGGUCCACACUAUCGGCUGGGAUGCUAUGGCCCUUGCCAUCGUGCUUGAUGCCAUCCAUGGGCGUCACGAGGUCAUUCACAUCUUCUUUGGCUAUUGGCAGAGAGAUAUAAUCCGCCAAGGUGGCUUUCCUACAACUCUCUGCAAGACAACUCUCCUAUGGUUGUACAUCUGCAUGGUCUUUCCGGGACAGGAGGGCGUCUUCGCAUCCAUGGCUCGUAUGGUUGUAACGGACUUCAAAGGCUCUGCUCAAAUCACUGCUCGAAUGCUUCCAAUCACAACCACUCUCAGAAAGCUCAGCGAAAAGAGACUCGAUGUCAUCGAACAGAUCAAGGACGGUCUUCAAGACGUACACAACUCACUCCUCCAAGAAUCAGGAUGUGUCCGAGGCGACCGUCUUUGCUCGUCGCUCACGCUUGGUGUGUUAGGUCGCAUGGUAUACCAAUAUGAACAUGCCGAGCCCCCUUUCAUCGCCCCCUUCGAUGGGUACAGUGUCGCCACAGCUUUGAAGCUAGUGAAAGAGUGCAUUGAGCCGAUUCCGCUACAUGACAAGUCCGGAACAGAUGCUCCCAGGCAUAUCGACCCCUACGAUGGCAGAACCUACCCUUGCAGCAUCAGAGGGAGAAUGACACCAGUGGUUGAGAAGGUCGAGAGGGAGCUUUACCGUAUGCGCCCGGCCGACUUCAAAGACUAA